Messenger RNA from Eucalyptus grandis, 925 nucleotides. RefSeq lists its product as hypothetical. The coding region runs from base 82 to 657 and encodes 191 amino acids. The record is from RefSeq and is a predicted model, not a curated record. The transcript has 4 exons. NCBI's taxonomy places the organism in Eukaryota, Viridiplantae, Streptophyta, Magnoliopsida, Myrtales, Myrtaceae.
AGAGAGAGAGAAGCUACUCCUGAAAUCCCGGAAAAGCGAAGUUUCUCCGUCUCUUAUCUCUCUCCCUCUCUCCCCCGAGUCAUGGGCUUAUCUUUGCUCUCACCUCUGGCGACCCUGCACUGUAAAAUCCCGUCCAAAAGCAAAGAUGAACUCGCAGAUGGCGGCGCUCCCAUUCUGUCCACCAAAACCUUCUCGGAUGCUUCUCGCUCCUCUUCUUCAACACCUUCUUCUUCUUCUUCCUGCGUGUCGUCGUCAGCACGUCCCGUCGGCCCUCUUCACCGGACCGCCCCUCUCGCUGCUUCGCUCGCCAUCCUCCUGUGGUCGAAUCCAGCUGAAGCCGGAUUUCUCUCUGGAUUGCCUGGAAUAGAGUCUGUCCCUGGCCCAGAAUUGCCUCAGAUCGAGUUUCUCGACCGAUUCAAUGAAGAGAACCAGAAGAAGUACGCAGAAUUUGAUGAACGGUUCAAGCAGUCUCCUCUACUCAAGAAGCUUCUUGAGCAGUCAAAGCUCAAUAAAGAGAAGAACAAGCAAGAGAUACAAGACAAAUACUGCAUCCGCGGAGCCGAGUGGGGCGUGGGAGAUUGUUCGGCGGAAGGUAUGUCUCCGGAAGAACGAGAAAACUUCAUUGCGAUGUUAAAGCAGAAGGCCGGCGUCAAGUGAAGGAGUCCAACUGGAGAGGGACGACCCCGUUAACCAUUCAGGUCAUCCUUGUUUGCUUGCGCCGCCCAGAUUCACCGCAAACGCCAUCUUUUUUUUUUCUCUUCCUUCCCUGUAAUGCGUGAUGUGAGUCUGAUUCAGACGAGUAAUAACUAGUCAAGUAUAAUGGUGAUGAGCACAUCAUAGCUUUUUAUUUAUACGCUGCUCACCGAGCUUCAAGUCAUGAAUUCAAUGCAACUUCCUCCAGCACGACGAGCUGGACAUGCUAUAA